Messenger RNA from Coniosporium apollinis CBS 100218, 1095 nucleotides. RefSeq names its product CMGC/SRPK protein kinase. NCBI's taxonomy places the organism in Eukaryota, Fungi, Ascomycota, Dothideomycetes. The transcript has 2 exons. The record is from RefSeq and is a predicted model, not a curated record. Gene Ontology annotation, biological process: spliceosomal complex assembly; regulation of mRNA processing; protein phosphorylation. Gene Ontology annotation, molecular function: protein kinase activity; ATP binding. Bases 1 to 1095 code for a protein of 364 amino acids.
AUGGCGACAUCCGCUAGGCACUAUCAGCCUUCCGCUCUCGACAACAUUGAAGAUGUAGAAGAGUAUCGGAAGGGUGGAUUUCAUCCCGUUCACCUCGGAGACAGUUUCGCCAGCGGAAGAUAUCACGUGCUUUACAAACUCGGUUUCGGAGGCUUUUCGACUGUCUGGCUGGCUCGAGAUGAACGGUUGCGACGGCUUGUCGCGCUCAAGAUCAUCACUGCAGAAGCUUCGAGCCGAUGCGUAGAACUACAAAUCUUGCGACAUCUCAACGAAAGCUCUGUAGACCACCCCGGCCGUAGUCACAUCAUGUCCAUUCUUGAUCAUUUCAAUGUCCAAGGCCCCAACGGCUCCCAUGCGUGUCUGGUAUCGCAACUCGCUGGUCCGAGCGUAACCCAGAUAUGCGACUCUCCAGGUCAGAUGGCUGGAAGCCCCCUACCAGGGGCCAACACCAGUCUCUCCGCACCCGACUAUCUGGUAGAGCCUCUAGACCGCUCUCGAAUCCACUCUAGUUAUUUCAGUGGAGAUGCACUGCUUGUUGAUUUCGGUCACUCGUUUAUGUCGGAUUCACCACCGCCUGAGGGCGUCGGAACACCGCUGUCCUAUUGCUCACCAGAAGCUCUGUUCGAUAACAGAGCGAGUGUUUGGUCGGAUAUAUGGGCCUUGGGCUAUACAAUUUUUGAAAUUCGUGCCGGUAGCCAGCUAUUUGCCAGUUUCCUUGGCGGCCCUGAUGAAGUGAUUCGACAGAUGGUGCAGACGCUGGGCAAGCUUCCGGAGCCCUGGUGGAGCGCUUGGGAGCAGCGCUCCGCUUACUUCGAUGAAAGUGGGCGGCCGAAGAGAACUUGGGAGAACGACAUUCCACUGGCUGUUGAAUAUCCUCUGGUUGAACAGAUCAGGGAUAUAGGUGCGGAGGAUGAAGUCGACGAGGACGAGAGUCCGGUCGGGACAAUCAUGGAAGCUCCAGGGACAAGGCUUUCAGAGGCGGAAGUGCUCACUUUGGAAGACCUGAUGCACGGGACGAUUGCAUACGCACCAGAACAACGCAUGCCUGCUGACAAGGCCGUGAUACAUCCCUGGUUCACUGGUGUGUGCGGAUGA